Messenger RNA from Gekko japonicus, 3000 nucleotides. RefSeq names its product catenin beta interacting protein 1 (gene CTNNBIP1). The transcript has 5 exons. Gene Ontology annotation, biological process: negative regulation of Wnt signaling pathway. Gene Ontology annotation, cellular component: cytosol; nucleus; beta-catenin destruction complex. The record is from RefSeq and is a predicted model, not a curated record. Lineage: Eukaryota; Metazoa; Chordata; Lepidosauria; Squamata; Gekkonidae. Bases 212 to 457 code for a protein of 81 amino acids. Gene Ontology annotation, molecular function: beta-catenin binding.
GGCUUCUUUCAGUGCUUCCAGACGGAGAACUAAUCAGACCUGAGCAUUCAAGUGAGUUUCUCCUCAGCAUACUGAGUCAGGUGGUCCCUACAUGCUUUACCCAAAGCCCAAAUAAGAGCUUUGAUUUCUUCUUCCUGGCCACUCCGGCUGAACGUUCUCAUUGCCCGAGGUUACCAGGGAAGCAGGAGCCUCGAGAACUGGGAGGAGGGGAAUGAACCGUGAGGGUGUCCCCGGGAAGAGUCCGGAGGAGAUGUAUAUUCAGCAGAAAGUGAGAGUCCUGCUUAUGCUUAGGAAGAUGGGAUCAAAUUUAACUGCCAGCGAAGAGGAAUUUCUGCGGACGUACGCAGGGGUAGUGAAUAGCCAACUUAGCCAGCUUCCUCAGCAUUCUAUCGAUCAGGGUGCCGAGGAUGGGGUGAUGGCGUUUUCCAGAUCGGAGACGGAAGACAGAAGGCAGUAAUGGAAAGGCCGUCCCAGCAGUACAGAGCUGGACCAGGGAAAACGAGGCUCGUGGAGAUCAAGGAAGAUGGCUGGACAUUCAUGAGUUCCUUUGCCCUCUCCUGAUUUGCCCCCCAUGGUAGCCUUCCCUCGUCCCCCAGUUCAGUUUCUUCUUGCCCAGCUGUCUGAAUGCAUCUUGUAGCAGUCUGUCCUCCAUGCCCUGUUGGUGGCUCAGCUGGGCUGUGCUAAUUGAGGCUAACUCCAGGAAUGCAUUUAUGAUUGGCUCAGAAAAGGUGGACUCUGAUUGGAUAAAAGGAAGAAAACAUGACCAGUGGAAACACUCCUCACACACACCCUCCCAGUCCCGCCUGUUUGUUUUUUAACUUUUGUGUUUUUAAGAAUUGCUGCCGACAUCCUUCUCCUCCAAGCCUCUGAGCGUUAGUGCUUAUGUAGGUCAUGUUUGUGUGUUUUCGGAGAGCGACUUCUCUGUGUGAAACUGGAAAUGGACCGAUUGCUGGUGCCAAAUUGAGCGGCUUGCAGGUGUUUUGCCAACAUCCAUGUUUUCUUUGCUAAAAAGCUGGGGGUGGGGAAGGGAGGGCGGGUGAACAUGAGUUAUUGCUUCCCAUUUAUUGUCAUGGGGGAUGUUUUGCCAUAUUUAUUACAUGCUUGCGUACCUCUUUUUAUCGGCCUGAUUGACUUCCGGUUGGCUGCAGUGUUUCUAACUACCUUCUCUGCACUAGUCUGCUCUGAGGCUCUGUUUGAGGAAUCUGUGCAGGAAAACGUGUUGGUUUUCUCAAAUCUUUCCCAGUAUGAGGAGAUUAUAGUCAUAGAAGCCGCACAGCUUCGAGUGCUGUGGAAAUGAGCCUCUGAUGGAAACAAGGUUGGCUUCGUUGCAGCUCGCACGAGACCUGUAUGCACUGCAGGAAUGGCAGGUGACCCAGAUCUGUGUGACGGCCAAGUGCCAAACCAGAACAAGCAUUAAACAAUUCUAUACAGACCGCAUUACUUAACCUUUAACGUGGAUUACCACUGACCAUUAACAGGUUCUUUCCUGUCGUAUUUGCCCUGAGCCUGCCUUGACUGGUGAGGUGGAAUUGCUGAGCCCCUUGACUGGGUUUGCUUUUCUGUGGUCAGAUCUCAUUGGAGUCACUGAAUUGUGCACUUGAGGGAUCCAGUCACAGGUACUGCAAGGGACCCAUCUUUUCCCUACGUCUGAUGAGAAGGCCCUAAAACAGCAGCACUUUGAAUCAGAUGUACUGAACUUGCCGGGAAGUGGCACAUUCACCCCCUUGAACGACCAAGUGCUGCUGCCAAAUCCCGAAGUGUUUCCUUUUCUGUUACAUGCCAGGAUUUUCUCAGUACUUCCAGGAAGGCAGCUGUGGUAUUCUGGAAAGUAUUUAAGAAGAAACCCAUUCCUCCUGUUCCUACGUCUUUGGGACAGCAGUUGUGAUCUAGAGGCUUAAAAACCCGGCUGUGACGAUGAGCACAAUCAGUUCAUGGGGCCUGUAGCUGUGAGGGUGCAGGCGCCGUUGCUCUGUGGGUGUGUUCGUGUAUAUGUGUGUAUGCAUGUGAGAGAGAGGUCACUCUUAAUGAAUAAACAUUGUCUACCUGCAAUAGCAGCACCCCUGUUGCCGAAAAAACGAUACUUGAGUUUCAAUUUGCAGCUUUUUAAUGACGUUCUCAGUGUGGAAAAUAAGCCUCGACUGGGGCCGGUAAUGAGAUUCCAAUGAAAUGAAACCAGCAAUAAAUGCAGUUCAUCCCUUUCAAUUCAAGCUUUAUUCCCUAUUCUUUUUCCCCCUCCCCUAUUCCAGGGAAUCUAGAUGGAUUCACUUCAGCAUGUGUUCCUGGUGCAGAACAUUCUCAACAUUCAAAACACACCAUUGCUAGGAAAAAUGUUUCUCCUUGCUCAGACCUGUGUUGCAAUAGCUAGUGCAGUCUGGAUUGCGGCUGUGCCAGUAUGAGGGGCAUCUAUUGGCUAGUACUUGUGCGGUUAUCGCUCAGAUCGAAGGACAGCUUUCUCCCCUCUGUUCCUUCAAGAACUUUUUGGGAUGUUCUGUUCUUCACUCACCUCCUUACCCUGCUGUUCCUCUGAGCACCUCAAGGCGUGGUGUGCGUGGUCCUCCCCUCUGUUUUGUACUCAGCAGAACUCUGUGAGGUAGGUCAGGGUGAGAGGACGUGACUAGCCCGAGGUAGCUAGUAAAGUGUCGUGGCAAGGGAGGGGUUUGAACCCCCCUGUGCUCUCCCCAGCUGUGUUGUGGCCCUUGCAUCGGAACACUGGCUGGACCUCUCUAGUGCACUGGCUGAGCAAGUCCCCAGCUGAAGUACAGGAGCUAUCGGGGGAAGGCUACCUUAUUCCUCUGCUUCUCCUUUCUUGUGUUCCCCCCCCCCCCAAAAAAAAAAAAAAAUGUGAUGCCACUGUCCUCUCUCCCCUGGUGCAUUUCCUAGGGAUGAGAUAUUUAUGCUCCUGGUUGGUAUUAACAAUAAAACGCUUCCUGGCAAUCAGUCUUUCAGUGACUUGGCUGGGUCAGAUGGCAAGCAAAGUGGAGGUGUUUGGGUGUGUGUGUG